Ostrea edulis (European flat oyster) is the source of this 1695-nucleotide messenger RNA. RefSeq names its product CCA tRNA nucleotidyltransferase 1, mitochondrial-like. Gene Ontology annotation, molecular function: nucleotidyltransferase activity; RNA binding. NCBI's taxonomy places the organism in Eukaryota, Metazoa, Mollusca, Bivalvia, Ostreida, Ostreidae. Gene Ontology annotation, biological process: RNA processing. The transcript has 8 exons. The record is from RefSeq and is a predicted model, not a curated record. Bases 277 to 1554 code for a protein of 425 amino acids.
ACUUAUUUCACGUUGUUGCAUUUGCAAGAUCCUGAAGAGGUGGAGGACUUUAACAUCAUAAAUGCAUAUCAAUGUCAUUUAUCACGUAUUUAUUUAGACGACAAUUCGGAGCACAGAUACUUGUUAGUAUUCUGAAUAAUUAUAUGGAAGGACAGGGAGUAUUGCACGCGUGGUUGGGACUAAAUUUACAGUGACUCUAAACACCUUCCAUGCUGCGUACAACUUAGAAAAUCUCAUAUAGCUAGACUGAACAAGUGGAGAGGAGAAUUAAAAAUCAUGAAAGUUCAAAGUCCAGUUUUAGAUGGGCUUAUGACUCCGGAAAUGAAGAAGUUGACUGAUAUAUUUGAGAAAUACAAUUUUGAGUUGCGUAUAGCUGGAGGGGCUGUCCGAGAUGUCCUUAUGGACAAAACUCCUCAUGAUAUUGACUUUGCCACAACUGCCACUCCCACACAAAUGAAAGAAAUGUUCACAACCGAGGGUAUCCGAAUGAUUAACAUGAAUGGAGAGAAGCAUGGCACCAUCACAGCAAGAAUAGAUGACAAGGAGAAUUUUGAAGUGACAACAUUGAGAAUUGAUGUCAUAACAGAUGGUAGGAGGGCACAAGUUGCUUUCACCACAGACUGGAAGAUUGAUGCCAACAGAAGGGAUCUCACAAUUAAUGCCAUGUUUCUAGAUUUUCAGUGGAAUUUGUAUGACUACUUCAGUGGGAGACAGGACUUGGAGGACAGGAGAAUCCGGUUUGUGGGGGACCCCACUGAAAGGAUCCAGGAGGAUUACCUUAGAAUCAUGAGAUACUUCAGAUUUUUUGGAAGAAUAGCUGACUCAAACAGUGUACAUGAAGAAUCGGCCCUAGAGGCCAUUAGGCAGAAUGCACAUGGAUUAAAAAAUAUUUCUGGUGAGCGUCUCUGGAUGGAGUUAUCUAAAAUCCUGAUGGGGAAUUUUGCCACCAGUCUGAUGAGGACAAUGGUGUCUUGUGGUGUGCACACCUACCUAGGUUUACCAGAGUGCUGUAACUUGGAUGAGUUUGAGAGAGUUUGUGAAGCAACAGAAGUGACCAGGUGCCAAGUAAUGACUAGACUAGUGGCUUUACUGUCUACUGAUGACCAGCUAUAUGAUUUGGACAACAGAAUCAAGCUCUCCAAUGAAGAGUUUUCUGCUGGAGUUUUCAUAGUUCAUAAUCGAGACAAACAAGAGGGAGACGGUAAGCUGAAGUUUUAUCAGUAUCUGUUAGUCGACACUCCGGGUAAACAGACAAAAACAAUGGAACAUAUAUGUGAUCUUUUGAAGUAUAAAAAUGAACCAGAUUUGCUCGAGGAGUUCAGCAAAUGGACUCCACCUGCUUUGCCAGCAACAGGAAGUGAUUUAAUAGAUAUGAACAUACCCAGAGGACCAUUAUUUAAACUGACAUUAGAUGAGGUGAGACAGGUUUGGAAAUAUAGUGACUUCACUCUAACAAAAGAGGAACUCUUGGAAAAGAUUCCUGAAAUUUUUGAGAAAGUGAAAGCAACGCCACGAAAAAAGAGCCCAAAGCCGAAACGGAAAAGGAGAGAUUGAAAUAUGCAGUGCUAGUUUAAGAGUUAUCUUUCUUGAAGCCGCUUUUCCUUCGGGGAAUUUUUAAAAAUUAUUUUAUCCACAUGUAAUUGUUUUUUGUUGUUACAUGUAUUGUUUGAAAUUAGAAAUAAAUCAUCAUAUGUA